AUGUCGCGACCCUUUGUCACUGUCUGUCGUGCGCUCCGUCGCCAACCCACCCUCACUUCGUUGGCUUCCAAAGCUUGCUUUAGCACUUCUUUACGUCGUGCCCAACAAACCUCGACUGACCCCAACGGCAAAACCCACUUUGGUUUCCGCGAUGUCCCUGAAAAGGAAAAGGAAUCGUUAGUGCAUGAAGUGUUUGCCAAUGUAGCUAGUAAAUACGACGUCAUGAACGACGCGAUGAGCAUGGGCAUUCAUCGCUUAUGGAAAGAUCACUUUAUCCGGUCCAUGGCACCAGGCCCAGGGACCAAAUUACUGGAUGUUGCAGGAGGCACUGGUGAUAUCGCUUUACGAUUCUUGGAUUAUUGCCAACAUUAUCACGGAGAUUCAACGGCUCAGGUGCAGAUGGUCGAUAUUAACGCACACAUGCUUGAAGAAGGCAAAAAGCGGUUCCAGACAACUCCUUAUGCCAACACCAAUCAAGCGAGCUUUUUGGUUCAAAAUGCAGAGGAUCUUAAAGAUGUGCCCUCCUCCUCGGUUGAUAUCUACACCAUUGCAUUUGGUAUUCGCAAUUGCACCCACGUCGACAGAGUAGUCAAGGAAGCUUAUCGUGUGCUGAAACCGGGAGGACGAUUCAUGUGUCUUGAAUUCAGCAAAGUCGACAAUCCAGUGAUUAGCAAAGUCUAUGAUGCAUUCUCUUUCGAGGUGAUUCCUGUGAUGGGACAAAUCAUUGCUAAUGACCGUGCUUCGUAUCAAUAUCUGGUGGAGAGUAUCCGCAAGUUCUACUCUCAAGAAGAAUUUGCAAAGAUCAUUCGGGACGCCGGUUUUAGUACAGUUGGAAGCGGUUACGAAAACCUCACAUUUGGCGUUGCCGCCAUUCACAGCGGAUAUAAAAUCUAG
Molecule: messenger RNA, 894 nt
Organism: Radiomyces spectabilis
Lineage: Eukaryota; Fungi; Mucoromycota; Mucoromycetes; Mucorales; Radiomycetaceae
Product: UbiE/COQ5 methyltransferase
Exons: 5
Coding region: 1-894 (297 amino acids)
Biological process (GO): ubiquinone biosynthetic process
Molecular function (GO): methyltransferase activity
Source: RefSeq, a predicted model, not a curated record